UAAUACACAUGCAUAAAUAUCAGCACAUCAGUUCUCGUAAAUAUCAUUCAGAACGCUUCAACAAUGUCUGGACGCAGAUUAGAGGGCAAAGUCGUAAUCAUCACCGGCGGAGCAAGCGGGAUUGGAGCUGAGUCCGUCAGGUUGUUCACGAAACACGGCGCUCGAGUCGUUAUAGUUGAUGUACAAGACGAGCUCGGUCAAAAACUUGCCGUUUCCAUAGGAGAAGACAAGGCGAGUUACUAUCAUUGCGAUGUCACAAAUGAGACAGAAGUAGAAAACGCCGUUAAGUACACCGUCGACAAACACGGAAAGCUUGACGUUGUGUUUAGUAACGCCGGCGUUAUAGAGCCGUUUGUGAGCAUUCUCGACCUAAAUCUUGAUGCGUUAGACCGAACAAUCUCCGUGAACCUCCGUGGAGCAGCCGCGUUCAUCAAACACGCGGCACGCGCCAUGGUGGAGAAAGACACGCGUGGGUCCAUCAUUUGCACCACCAGCGUCGCCGCUGAGAUCGCCGGGACGGCACCACACGGAUAUACGGCGUCGAAGCAUGGGCUGUUAGGACUGAUCAAAUCAGCUUCUGGCGGGUUGGGAAAGUACGGGAUACGAGUAAACGGCGUUGCUCCGUUUGGGGUGGCCACACCAUUAGUUUGCAACGGAUUCAAUAUGGAGCCAAACGUGGUCGAGGAAAACACGUCAGCGUCGGCGAAUCUGAAGGGAAUUGUGUUGAAAGCUAGCCAUGUGGCAGAGGCUGCUCUGUUUCUAGCAUCGGAUGAGUCGGCUUACGUAAGCGGUCAGAACCUGGCUGUUGACGGCGGUUACACGGUGGUUAAGUCGUAGCUACAACUUGGGCACAUGAUGAUGAGUUUUUAAAUUUUUUAUAAAAUUGUUGUUUAAAAUUAUUUGGGUCAAAAGUUGACUUGGAUACAUGGGGAUUGAAUAGUUUCUGAGGUAAGCAAGUUGCCUUGAAACGUGGGAUGUUGCUUCCAUUUUUAUUUGGAAACAUGCAUCCGUGAUCCCAUUAUCCAACUUAUUGCAGAUCUCGAGGAUAAUAAACUAAACAACUAUUUUUAUAAGGUUGAUUGUUUUGAUCA
This is a messenger RNA of Brassica oleracea var. oleracea, 1091 nucleotides long. Its product is annotated as short-chain dehydrogenase reductase 3b. The transcript has 3 exons. NCBI's taxonomy places the organism in Eukaryota, Viridiplantae, Streptophyta, Magnoliopsida, Brassicales, Brassicaceae. Bases 64 to 837 code for a protein of 257 amino acids. The record is from RefSeq and is a predicted model, not a curated record.